CCUCCUCCUCCGCCUGGGUGUGCGCAAAGAGGGGCCGCCGCCGAGAUGUCUGGGGAUCCCGCAGCAGGCGCUGCCUCGGGCAGCAACCGACGUCUUCAGCAGACGCAGAACCAAGUUGAUGAAGUGGUGGAUAUCAUGAGGGUCAACGUGGACAAGGUUUUGGAGAGGGAUCAGAAGCUGUCUGAGCUGGACGAUCGUGCUGACGCCUUGCAAGCGGGAGCCGCUCAGUUUGAGACGAACGCGGCCAAACUCAAAAGAAAAUACUGGUGGAAGAACUGCAAGAUGUGGGCCAUACUGGUCACAGUGGUGGUGGUGAUCCUCAUAAUUAUCAUUGUGUGUGUAUAACUCUUUAUGUAGUUUGAGCGAUAAGACUGCAAGCUGCAGGAGAAAACCUCACGCCUCGUUUCUCGGAUAAAUCGAUAUUAUUCCUCUCCUGGUUAGACCGUUGGGGAGUGGGAUUGGUUUAUGUUUCUGCUUUUCCUACAAUUAAUAAUUAUUAUUUUUAUCCACAAUUGUGACAUAGAGAACCACGGUGCCUUCAUUAAAUCACAGCAAUUAAUUGAGGGGGGGCAGGCCACAGCGAGCAAACACUAUAGUCUUUUUAAGCUGAUUUUUAAGUCUCUUGCAAAGAGUUGCACACUUGGUGGAGUUAAAAUAAACACCGUAAACCUGGAGGCCUUUUGGGUGCAAACCUAGUUGAAUGUCGGUUGUUACAACUUAGUGCCUUGUUUGGACCUGAAUCAAACUGCCUGUUCCACAGAUGCAAUGAAUGGUGGUUGCACAAUUGCAAGCAAAAAAAUAAAAAUAAAAAGCACAAGGGCUUUUCAGGAGAAUUCUGACUUUUUGCAACAGUUGUUCUGCAUCGGCAAUCUAGUAAUUCUGUUUUUUAGGCGCCCACUUUCCAAUGAGGCUUAUUUCUUUUAUUGAUCAAGUCUCUUUGUGGCUCUUCCACUUCUUAUAUUUGUCUCCGUUUAGCACCCCAAAUAGGCACAAACACCAACAUUUAAUCCCGUGAAGUAUUCAAGCUGUCUCAUCGGAUUAUUUUUCGACUUGCCUAGGAAAACCUGCUUAUAUUCCUGAUUUAUUCUUAUUUUUCGAAUACUUUUGUAUAGGUUAAAAAAAAAAAAGCCGCGAUUUUGAAACACUGAAAACCAGCUUUUCCUGCCUAGGAAAAUGUACUUAUUAUUGUAGUAAUUCUUCUUACCAAUUCCUCACUCAGCCAAACUUGAAUGAAUGUGUUUUUCUACUACUAACAUGGAAUCUUCGUUAUCUGCCAGGCAGAAAAGUUUUCAACCAUCCGGCGGAUCGAGCAGCUGAACUUUUAUUGUAGCUAUAUAAUAAAAGAGCGAUUGUCAAUCUG
Messenger RNA from Protobothrops mucrosquamatus (brown spotted pit viper), 1360 nucleotides. RefSeq names its product vesicle associated membrane protein 3 (gene VAMP3). Gene Ontology annotation, biological process: vesicle fusion; vesicle-mediated transport; SNARE complex assembly. NCBI's taxonomy places the organism in Eukaryota, Metazoa, Chordata, Lepidosauria, Squamata, Viperidae. The record is from RefSeq and is a predicted model, not a curated record. Gene Ontology annotation, cellular component: plasma membrane; SNARE complex. Gene Ontology annotation, molecular function: syntaxin-1 binding; SNAP receptor activity.